AUGGGUGCUUGCUUUGGAAACUCAAAUAAAGCAAAAGCUCCAGAAAAUAGCAAGACAAGAAUCUCUCAAGAAGACAAAGAAAUAGCCCAGCUCAAAUCAACCCGAGAUAAAGUCAAGCAUUUUCUCAAAAAGCUAGAAAGCAACAUCCAGAGCUGUAAAGAAGCUGUCAAAACUUGCAUUAAAAAUAAAGACAAGCCCAGGGCCAUGCUAGCACUGAAAAAGCAAAAAUAUCUUGAGAAGAACUUGGAAAGUGGUCAAAAUCAACUCAUAAAUUUGGAGCAGAUUAUUAAUGAUGUUGAGCAAGCACAAAUUCAAAGAGAUGUCGUCCAAGCAAUGAAGCAGGGUACUGAAUUUCUCAAGCAAAUUAACGAUCAGCUCACAAUCAAUGACGUUGAAAAGCUUAUGGCUGACACUGAAGAUGCUAUUGAGUACCAGCAAGAAAUUGGAAGAUUACUUGCUCAGCAAGGAAUUCAGGAAAGCGACCAAGAUUUAGAAAAGGAACUUGAAAAAUUGGAUGAAGUUGAAGCUCUAGAAGUGGAAUCAGAAAUCCCAGCACCACCCAAACACAAGAAGCAUAAGAAGAAAAAGGUAUUUGAGGAAGAGGAAAAUGAAGAAAAAGUUGAAGUUUAUGCUUAG
Blepharisma stoltei is the source of this 636-nucleotide messenger RNA. Lineage: Eukaryota; Ciliophora; Heterotrichea; Heterotrichida; Blepharismidae. The record is from the annotation of a GenBank genome assembly.